Ornithodoros turicata is the source of this 3766-nucleotide messenger RNA. Its product is annotated as leucine-rich repeat flightless-interacting protein 2-like. The transcript is spliced from 12 exons. The record is from RefSeq and is a predicted model, not a curated record. NCBI's taxonomy places the organism in Eukaryota, Metazoa, Arthropoda, Arachnida, Ixodida, Argasidae. Bases 231 to 1454 code for a protein of 407 amino acids. Gene Ontology annotation, biological process: regulation of DNA-templated transcription.
GUGUAUUCUCCUGCGUAGAUAUGAUACUUCCCCGUGGUGCAACUGCGACCUAGAUAACCUGCCUCCACGCUCUGAGCCUUACGUGUAGCUCCGCAUUCCCCCUUUUCUCUACUGCUUGUGUGUGUGUGGGCAUUGUAGUUGCUCUUGUGCAGUUGGUGCAAAAAAGUGCAAAGUGAACGUGGUUAGGGGUGCUCCGACUGAGCAGUGAUGGUCGACUUGUGCAUUUAGCAAUGGAUGUGGACAGUGCAGUGUUGGAAAUCUGGAGCGAAUAUUACGCACACGAUGAAGAGGAGGCAGAAGCCCGACUGGCGCAGCGUAGGCAGGCCAGGGCUGAGGCGAGAGCAAUACGACUGCGAGAACUAGAAAAGCAAGCCAGGGAGAACGACGAACAGUCAGAUCGGCAUUAUGAAAUUGUCAACGAGCCUGUCAGACCGGUCCGCAGUAGGGAGGGUCGAACAGCAUCUUUUGUAUCCAGUUCCUCAUACUCCGGCUCAAGGCGCAGCAGUGAAGACUCAACAGAAGCACUUGACGGUCGAGACAUUAGGCACCAGUUACAAGAGGUGGAGGAAAGCUUCCGGAAGGCAAUGAUCAGCAAUGCUCAACUGGACAACGAGCGUACUGCCCUGGGCUAUCAGGUCGACACGUUCAAGGAUGACAUGGAGGAAAUGGAGGAGAAUUACCUUCAUGUGCAGAGAGACAUGAAGGAAAAGUCUAGGGCAUUCGACCUACUUCAGAGGGACUACAAGAAACUCAUGGAGGAGAAGACCUUCCUAGAAGAGAGCUUGAAACAGAGAGAUUCACUCAUAGAAGAGCACGGGUUAGUUCUGGUUGGUGCUGACGAGAUGGUCAACGGGAGUGAAGAUUCGUCGAGCACACGUAGCUCACCGGAAAAAAUGAUACUGUUGCCUAAGGCGCAGGUGAAAUCUCAGGCUAAGGCUGCACUCAUAUCACAGGAAGCUGCCCUAUUACUGGAACAAGCAGGCGAAGGUUCCCUUGAUGUCCGGCUGAAGAGGUUUGCCGAGGAAAAACAAGAACUGCAAGAUCAGAUAAAUCGUCUGAGGUUAGACCUGUCAGAAGAGCGGCAGAAAGUGUCUCGUAUGGAGCAGAUUUCCUUGGUGCACGGACCGCAGACCAACGGCCCUGAGAUGAGGCUUAUGGAAGUACAAAGAGAAGCCAAUAAACAAGUAGAUGAUUACAAAUACAAGCUGAGGAAGGCGGAGCAAGAAAUUCUCACAUUGCAAAGCAAUGUUUCACGGCUGGAGACGCAGGUAGUUAGAUACAAAACAGCCACGGAAGAAGCAGAAAAACUGGAGGAUGAGUUGAAGGCAGAGAAGCGCAAGCUUCAGCGAGAGUGCCGCGAAGCCCAAGUGAGAAUAGAGGAGCUCGAGACGGCCAAUCAACACCUCCAGAAGAGGAUAGACAAGCUCAAAUCAGCCCGGAACGCUCUCAAAUGAGUUUCUCAAGAUGCUUUGGCUACUAUGCUAUUGUACUCAGGCAAUACCCUCAAGGGUUGUGUAACAGACAGGGCAUGUAAAGAGAGGAAAACGUGGUUCAAGGUCGCUGCACGUCCUACAUCAGCCACGGUUAAACAAACGUUGGUUGUUACCUGCGGAGACAACUCCAUUUCCAUGGGCAUAUCAGUGAGUGGUGCAUGUGUGAAGAGAGAGCCUGUGAUUUUUUUCCCCCUCUCCCUCCUUGUGUGUCAAAGUUGCGACAGUGAGACCGUUUUAUUUUGUCCCGGCUGUAAGCUGCUGGAUAUCUUUUGGUGUUAAGUUAUUUGGUUCUGUUAUUGAACUGAGAAAUUUGUACGUGUGACACCUGUUCUAGAGUAAUGUGCCAUGAGGAAAAAAUGAGAAGGUUCAAUACACAGGGUGUCCUCCGUAACUAUAGAAGCAAUUUUUAAAAAUAGAAAAAUCACUUUUUCCUAGUUUUAACCAAUGGCAAUGUACCCUACGCCUAAAGGCCCACCUUAAGAUGGCUCAGGCAAGCUUCUGUGACGAUGCAUUAAUUAACUUUCGUUAAUUAACUUUUUAAUUGUCAACGAUAUAAGAUUGACCCAGUGAGGACAUUGGAUCCCUCGUGGUCACUGGUAACGUUACCGUUUCGAACAAAAAUUGAGAACAAAAUUCGAAGAACAAAAAUUGAGGCAGUUAUAGUGCGAGUAAAGGGCCUGGAAAUAAGGUGCUCUGGUGGUCAUUUUUUGACGCUCAAGUAGAAGCGCUCUCGUUUUCAUUUCCUGUGUAUGAAGCGGUGAGAAAUAGCUGUCAAACCAAUCUGUCCCCCCCUGCGACAGUGUUUUCCCUCCCCCACAUACAGAGGAUAGGAAAACGGGAGCGCUUCUACUUAAUCGUCGAAAAACGACCACCAGAUUGCCUUAUUUCCAGGCCCUUUCCUCGCGCCAAAACUCUCUCGAUUUAUGUUCCGAAAACGGAAAUGUUACCAGUGACCCCAGGGGAUUUGAUGUUCUCAUUGGGUCAACCUUCUAUCGUUGAUAAUUAAAAAGUUAAUUAAUGAAAGUUAAUUAAUGCAUCGGACACAGAAGCUUGCCUGUGCCCUCUUAAGGUGGGCCUUUAGGCGUAGAAUACAUCGCCAUUGAUUAAAACUGGGAAAAAAGUCAUUUUUCUAUUUUGAAAAAUUACUUCUAUAGUUACGGUGGACACCCUGUAUAUUUAUGUCCCACUUCUUCGAUGUGAAGCAGAUGUGCAAUGCAUUACUUUUCCCUUUUGUCCUUGUGUUUCUUUGAAAGUUGGUGCAUUGUGUUCAAGCUGAUAUCAUAUUUGUAGUUUUUUUUUUUUCCCUUCCUUUUCCGGGGUGCUGAAGUUUUUGUAUGGUUUUCUGUAGUUUAAUAGUUCACUUCUGCUAAGCUGUUUGGCCUGCUUGAAACGUGUGUGUCCUGACUAGGACUUGAUGCCGCCAUCAUUUUUAGCUUCCUUUGCAAAGUGCGUAGCGUAGAACGUGAUGCGGGUUUUCAACAUGGCACGCAAACUUUGAAGACCACUGUCUUUUUUAUGAACCGACAAUAGUGCCUGUUGUUUUUUUUACGGACGAUGUAUCGAUGGGCUACACAACGCUGCCGCGGUUGGGCAGCAGUUUCCGCAAACUGUGUGCCAGAAACGAGACAAAGUGCAAUAGAACAUUUUUUACUAUUAGGCACAUUCGAAAAUGAAACCCCUUUCCGGCGUUUCACUGGAGAGGAAGGGACUUGAAGGGGAGGGGGGGGAAACAUUUUAUGUAACAUAAAUGUGUACCAUAUGGAAUAUCUAGCAUUCGAAUAGCUUAUCUUCUUUUUCUUGCACUUGGGCAUCACUGUCGUGGAGAGGCAUUUGGUGACAGUGUUGCAAUGCUGCACAAAACUUUUCCUGCGGGCUGGUCUUUUUCCACUGUCUAGUAUAGCCCGUCGCGAUGACGCAACGCUUAGAUACAAGUUGUAGGGGAGAAUACUUGGCAUUGUUAUGCAGAGACUUUUCUACAUAUUUUAAUACGCCAUAUUGGGAAUCGCUAUUGUGGGGUGUAUCUAGACAUGUAAGUAAGUAUAAAGUGGCAAUUGGUAUGCCGAGUGUGUAAGAAGAGUUGGGCUAUUUUUUUUUUUUAUACAGGUUCCAGCUUGAGCUGUAAAGAGAAUGGAAAUUAAAUUAUAUUGUGAAGCACAUUUUUUUGUACUUACUGGUAGGUAAGAAAGUGCAGAAAAACAAGUGCUGCACAUUCUGCCUUCAUUUUGUAUCGUCAAAUGGUCGUGAUAACAAAAUAAAAUAUCUUCUCAAUUAUC